Molecule: messenger RNA, 1655 nt
Organism: Athene cunicularia (burrowing owl)
Lineage: Eukaryota; Metazoa; Chordata; Aves; Strigiformes; Strigidae
Product: tumor necrosis factor receptor superfamily member 10B-like
Exons: 9
Biological process (GO): positive regulation of apoptotic process; immune response; apoptotic process
Cellular component (GO): plasma membrane; cell surface
Molecular function (GO): protein binding; transmembrane signaling receptor activity
Source: RefSeq, a predicted model, not a curated record
ACACCUGUGUUUCCACUGCAGGUGACUGUGCUGCUGAUGCCUGGAGCCCGAGCAGAGCAAUGCGAGAAGGGAGAGUACUUACACAGUCACUGCUGUGUGGCCUGCCCAGCAGGUACUUACGUUGCUGAGCAUUGCAGUGCUCCCCAUUCGAGAGGAAGAUGUGUCCCUUGCACCGAAGGAGAGGGUUUCACCGCCCAUGAGAAUGGCCUGGAAGAAUGCUUGUUGUGCACGCAGUGCAAAGAUGAUCAGAUAACUUUGAGACCCUGUACCCUGACGCAUGAUACUGAAUGCCAGUGCAAACAAGGGUAUUUCUGCCCUGCCGAGGGCUGUGAAAUAUGUCAGAGAUGCAGUACAAUGUGUCCGGAAGGGAAAGAAAUUGUGCAGAAUUGCAAUGCUACUGUGGACCUAGGAUGUGGCUUACCUGAUCAAGGAAGCACAUAUCUUGCUUGGAUUAUUGUGAUUAUUUUAGGGGUUGGUAGUGGUUUGUUGCUGCUGCUGCUGUUUGUAAUUAGAAAGCUGAAUAGUCAUAAAGCUGCUUUACCUGAUAAAGAUGCAGAGAAAGGUCUGGAGUCUGAGGGCAGUACCGAAAGCUUCAUUUUACCAGAAAUGGAGACACAUGCAAAUAAUGCCAACCCAGAGGGUGAGAACUCUGGUGAGAGCCCAGAGGGCCAAGUACAAACCAGCGUUAACUUGGAAGUAAAACCCACAUCACCAGAGGAAGAUGGUGUUGUGCUUUCUGAGGGGGGCACCAUCCUGCAUGGGCACUGGAAGCGCCACAUGGAACGGUGCUGGAGGAGAAUUGCUGAGUCUUUGUUACCAGCAAAAACUGGGCGGAAUCCUGCUUUUCGUCAGAAUGCCCUGUCCAACACACCAAGUGGUAGGAUGUCAGCAGAUUGGAUGGUACGAGAACCAAAGUGUCAAAUAAUUCUUAAAGAUCUCUCUCAAAAAGAACUGAGAGAUAGCUUUUGGGCCUUUAUAAAUGAAGUACCACUGAAAAAAUGGAAGCGGCUUAUGAGAACUCAUCUGCAGGAAAAUUAUAUUGAUAAAAUUAUUCAUGACUUUCCUAAUGAUACAGAAGAGCAAUCUUAUCAGAUGCUUCUCACCUGGAAAAACACACUGGGAGAGAAACAAUCUAUUAUUAAGUUACUGGAUGAGUUAAGGUAUCUAGAUACCAAGGCUUAUGAUAAUGUAUUGAACACUUUAAAAAGUAUUAACGUUAUAAGUAAAUUCGAAGCCACAAAUUAAUGUUUAUGAUAAACUUCAAAAAUGCUGCUGUGUACAUACAUGUGUCUACAAACUUCCUGUAAACGAGGACAUCAACAAACUGCUAGUAAAAAUGACGGCACGGACUUGAUAUCCUCCUCACCUUCACGCAGGGAGCUGGAAGUGAUGUCGGCAUUAACACCGACUCCGGUUGUGAUGUUCACUGAAGUCAGUUUUGAGUUGUAUGAUAUUAAACUCAGGCGCUGGAUGCCAGCUUGAGAGCGAGGAGCUCCAGCUUGCGCUUCCCUUCGUGUGAGGCAGGACCGGGCACUGGCGACCAAGAGGCUUGUGCUGUUUUUGAGAGGAUUGCCACGCUUUGGUUUCUGAAAGGAUUGUGUUUUGGUUUUGCACUGUUGCGUUUGGAGCACAGCAAUAAAAGCCCGGCUGAGCCA